Molecule: messenger RNA, 1931 nt
Organism: Blepharisma stoltei
Lineage: Eukaryota; Ciliophora; Heterotrichea; Heterotrichida; Blepharismidae
Source: the annotation of a GenBank genome assembly
AUGGUGGACUUGAGAAAAGUAAUUGGGAUCAUACUUCUCAUCAACGUAGCGUUUCUACUAUUUUUCCAUAGUGCUGGAGCAACGUCAGAGACCCCAAUAGUGUACCAGCAAACUCUUGCCCCAUUGUUUGAAGAUAAGAAGCCAUGGCCAGUAUUCUUAUCUCCACAAUGGGAUGAGUAUGAGUCUACUAGCAAUUUCACUGGAACUUUUCAAAACUUGAAAAAAGACAUGAACUACUGCACCAAAGUCAAGGAAUUCCAAGACAAGUACCCACUUCCCUUUAAAGCUGAUGGGCUGCCACCUCGAGAAAAUAGGGUAGUUUAUUGUGACUACUCCAAGUCUAUGUUUGUACACAAAGUGGUGGAAGAGAAAUCAAGAACUGUUUUAACGAAUCAUUGGGCAGGAAUAAAGGAUGCUCCUGAAAAGGACGAUUUGAGGCCUGAUAUCACGAUGUUUUUCCAAUUAACUAGCAGCUGGCACAGAAACUUCAAAAUUGGGUCUCAAUUUCUCUGUCCUGGGCAGCUUUACAACCAUAUCCCUGGAAAUGCGUAUUUGAAUUUCAAGGAUUUGACUGCUUUGACCAUGAGGGAAUAUGGAAAAUAUUAUGAAGGAAGAGAAAAAUGCUUCAACCCAUGGGAAGUCAUGCCCCACACUUUAGUGCUUUUUGAGAAAGAACAAUGUGAAGAGUUUGUGGAAUCUUUAAAAAAGGAUAAAAAUCCUGAUAAAAUCAAGUGGAUCUAUAAGAAGUCUAGGUACAGUCACAAUGGAAGCGGACUGCAAGUAGUUGAUGCACAGAUCGCUAAAGAAUUAUUAGAGCUAUACUCCAAACCUCAAGGGUGUGAAAACAAGAACGAUAAAUACCUUGCGCAGAAAUAUAUUCCUAAUCCUUUUCUCAUAAACGGCAAAAAAUUCGAUUUCAGAGCUUAUAUGUUUAUAGCCAGCACAGAUCCUCUCAUGAUUUUAUAUCACGAUGGCUUUUUAACUCUUCCACUGUGAGCGAUCAAAAAAUUUUUCUCAUUCACUAGCAGCUAAUUUUUUUGAAUUUUAUUUUCUUGAAAUAAACAGUCUCCAAUUCGCAAAAUUGAAAAGUAAAGAAUUAUAUAAUUUGUAAAGUUUAAAAUUCAGCAGAAUUUACUAUAAUGUAUUGGUAAUAUUUUAUUUUGCUUAUUUAUGGUAAAUUGAUUUUAAAAUGUCAAAAAAAUUUUGACAUGCCAUUAUAUAUAAAACUGAGUCUAUGGUAUUUAAAAUUUUUUUGGCAUUUUAAAAUCAAUUUACCAUAAAUAAGCAAAAUGAAAUUUAUGCAAGGGAUUAUAAAAAUUUGUUAUAGUUAUCAUUCGCAUUAAAAAGUUUUUCACUCAUCAGAGAGAAUAAGAGUAUCUAUGGCAGACUAUGAUGAAGACUCCUCAAACCCAGCAGUUUAUUUAACAAACACUCAUAUCACAGAAGACUACUUAAAGUCUAAAAAUAUGACUCAGGAUGAUUACAACCAGUUCAUGGAAGAUCAAGGCUGGGACUUUGAUCAUUUUAACAGGUUUAUGGUGAACAGCGGACAUGUUGAUAAGAACUGGAUGAACGAUUAUGUUAAGAAAUACAUAAAAUGGGCAAUGUUCCAUAUAGUAAGAAUGAACCUAGACCAUCUACUGAGACACCCAGGAGUGUUCGAGAUAUAUGGCUUAGAUUUCUUAUUAGACGAAGACUUUAAGCUGUGGUUCAUUGAGUUGAACUUAACACCUUCUAUUGCAGCCACCUCAAAAGAAAAAGAAAAAAUCAACAAGAAAUUCGUCAGCGACCAAAUUGAUUUGGAAUAUGCAAGACUCUAUGGGGCUGAUUUUGAUAGCAUUUUGAAAACAACCAAUUUCGAAUGGGUUUAUGAUGGUAGGAAGCAAGAAAUGGAGAGGUAUCAUGGCUUAAUAACGCCAGAUUGCGUUUAG